GACGCAUCACGUUAAUGUAGCUGUUUCCACCUUCCACAAUCACAGGCAUUACACAACACCAACACAGAUCUCUAUACUUGCAAUCCAUGGCGACCUUAGACGAAAUUAUGCAAAUCAAACCGAAACCAGUGCCGAAACGUUUCGUCAAAAACCAAAUCCCAGAAACUACCCUAAACGACUCAUCUCUCAAUGCCGCCAUCUCCCUCUUGCCCUCCAACUACAACUUGGAAGUCCACAAGUGUGUCUGGCGCAUCCGCUCCACCAGAGCCAAGCGUCUCGCUCUCCAGCUCCCUGAGGGCCUGCUUAUGUAUUCGCUUAUUCUUUCGGAUAUAUUCACCGCCUUCGCCGGCGUUACCCACUGUUUCGUCCUCGGCGACGUCACUUAUGGCGCCUGUUGUGUGGACGACCUCUCCGCCUUGGCGUUAGGUGCUGAUCUUCUAAUUCACUAUGGCCAUAGCUGCUUGGUCCCCAUCGAUGCUACGAAAGUUCCUUGCCUUUACGUUUUUGUUGACAUUAAAAUCGAUGUUGAGCGCCUGAUUAGCACCAUCAAACUCAAUUUGAAUGAUAAAAAAAGCAUUGUUCUCGCGGGUACUAUUCAGUUCGCAUCUGCGAUUCGAGAAGCAAAGCCUGAGUUGGAAAAGCUGGGCCUUUCGGUUUUGAUCCCUCAAUCGAAACCCUUAUCUGCCGGUGAAGUUUUGGGUUGCACGGCACCCAGAAUAUCAUCGAAAUCUGUAAUUGGUAGUUUCAGUGACAUGGUUGUGGUAUUUGUGGCGGACGGGAGGUUCCAUUUGGAGGCGUUUAUGAUAGCUAAUCCUGAGAUUAGUGCGUUUAGGUAUGACCCAUAUCUGGGGAAGCUGUUUCUUGAGGAAUAUGAUCAUCAAGGAAUGAAGGAGACGAGGAAGAGGGCAAUAGAGAGGGCAAGGGAAGCCAAGAGUUGGGGGAUUGUGUUGGGCACAUUGGGAAGGCAAGGCAAUCCGAGGAUUUUAGAUAGGUUGGAGAAGAAGAUGAGAGAAAAACAUUUUUCUUAUACCUUUGUUUUGAUGUCAGAGAUUAGUCCUACCAGGAUUGCCUUAUUUGAGCAAUCUGUGGAUGCUUGGAUUCAGAUUGCAUGUCCUCGGCUCUCUAUUGAUUGGGGAGAGGCAUUUGAGAAGCCUCUUUUGACACCUUUUGAAGCAGAGAUUGCUGUUGGGGAUUUACCAGGUUGGUGGGAGAAGGAUAAGAGUGUAGUGGCAAACUCAGGGUGUUGCAAUGGUCUUGGAUGUGGGCACAGCAAUGGAUUGUGUUCUGGAUGUGGCAAUGAAGCUGCAAAGGAUGUAAAGGGUGUAGGUGAUUCUUUUGCUGGUGAUUAUCCCAUGGAUUUCUGUGCUCAGGAUGGUGGGGAGUGGAAUUCCUCUUAUUUGAAGAAAGCAACUCGCCUUAUAAGAAGAAAUGUGGUGUCCUCUACCAGUGAUGGUGCUGCUUUGUAGCAUCACUACCUCUUAAGGAUUGUAUUACACGUGCUUUGUAGCAUCAUUAGCCCAUAAAGAUUUUAUUACAAGUGGUGUGUGCAUAUGCCCAUCAAUAAUUCGCAAGAUUUCUUCUGAAUCACAAUGAAGACCAGGAAUUGAAUUGGACAUCUGAAUCAUUUCCAACAGAAUCCCUGAAUUGUCUCUUGUAGUUUCUCUUAAUCAAUUAUUUAUGAAAAUAUCUCCUCGUCAGUUGCGGUAGACAAAUUGAAUAUGGAAAGCUUUUUCAUGUAAUAUGAGAAGCUAUCGAGAAGAUGAGGCGAGUAUAUCUACUCCCAGGAAGCUGCUGGCAUCAAGCCACACAGAAUCAAAAGCACAUAUCCAAUGGCGGUAAAAUUUGCAGUGUGUAAAAUGUCCCCAGCAUCUGCCUGUGGUGUUCAGCUGAUCCUAUCUCCUCUAAGUUAGCUUCAGCACAUCAUGUUUCUCAAGUUAUUCUCAGAUGGAUGCGCCAGCUACAACGUACAGCAGCAAGGUUUGCUUGAAGAGGUCAUUAUUACUCAUGACUGAAUAGGGGUGAGCAUCGGUUGGUUCAGUUUGGAAAAUCAAAUAUCCAAAUAAACCAAAAUUUUUAGCAGGCCAAACCAAACAGAAUUAGGGAGAAAAUUGAAAAAUCGAAUCAAAUUGAAAAAAUUAAAAUUUUUAGCAGACUAGACCAAAUCAAUCUGAUUUGGUUUAGUUUGAUUCAAUUUUAUUUAUCAAUUGUGGUUUCAUCUUGA
Molecule: messenger RNA, 2221 nt
Organism: Hevea brasiliensis (rubber tree)
Lineage: Eukaryota; Viridiplantae; Streptophyta; Magnoliopsida; Malpighiales; Euphorbiaceae
Exons: 2
Coding region: 87-1466 (459 amino acids)
Biological process (GO): protein histidyl modification to diphthamide
Molecular function (GO): 2-(3-amino-3-carboxypropyl)histidine synthase activity
Source: RefSeq, a predicted model, not a curated record